GGGUGAGUUAUGAAAUCCGGGGCUAAUAAGGUCCCGGUGCUAGGUCGUUAUUUAGCAGCCCUGGUUUCACGCACGCGUUCUUACCCAGCAUUCCACUGCACAGAAAUGGCGAUGGAUAACUCAACGCCAAGUCGGCACGAGAAAAGCUUGGGGUUGCUGACUACAAAAUUUGUUUCAUUAUUGCAGGAGGCAAAGGAUGGGGUUCUAGACCUCAAAGUUGCUGCAGACCAACUCGCUGUCAGACAGAAGAGAAGAAUUUAUGACAUCACCAAUGUUUUGGAAGGGAUUGGUUUGAUUGAGAAGAAAUCUAAAAAUAGCAUUCAAUGGAAAGGUGCAAGUGCAAAUUACUCAGACACAGAAUAUGGGGUUAAUCAGGGUAAUGGCAACAAUUCGGAGAUCUCAGACAGAUUACUGACCCUGAAACAUGAGAUUGAGGAGUUGGAGCAACAAGAGAAGAAAUUGGACUUGCACAAGUCUUGGGUUCAACAGAGUAUUAAAAACGUCACUGAUGAAGUCACAAAUACACAGGCAGCUUAUGUCACACAUGAAGACAUUUGUCGGAGUUUUAGAGGAGACACUCUCUUAGCCAUACAAGCACCAUCAGGUACUCAGCUAGAGGUACCUAUACCUGAAGUGGGUCCUGGGUUUAAGAAGAACUACCAGAUGCACCUGAAGAGUCACUCUGGUCCCAUCCAUGUUCUGUUGGUGAACAAGGACACAGAGGAGACCAGUCCUGUGGUGGUGCAGGUGCCUCCCCCCAAAGAUGACGACUUAGAGAACCAGAAUGUUGAUCCCAACCAAGCACCAGGCAAAUCAAAACCCAUCAAACGCUCACCUCAGAAAUCUCCAUUGCGUCCGUCACAACCAUCCUCAGAUGUAGAAUUUCCCACCCGCAUGUCAACGAGGUCAUCACCACGGAAACAAGGCCAAUCUUCACAAUCAUUUCCUUCCACAUCUGAUGCUCAAGCCAGUCUCGAUUCUCUUCCUAGUGACAUAUUGUUUGACCCCAAUGACCCUCGUCAUACAGGCCUUGAAAUACCAAGUGAAGGAGAUUUAAUAGAGGAAUUGAUGUCUUCCGAGGCUUUUGCUCCCUUACUUCGAUUAAGUCCACCCCCUUCCGACAGAGACUAUUAUUUCAAUCUGGAUGACUCGGAGGGGGCGUGCGACCUUUUUGAUGUCCCUUUACUGACCAAUUACUGAGCACUCUACAGCGAUUCCCUCCUACCUCACGUGCCUCUAACAGGGACCAGUGUUGUUGUCGAGACUGUUGAAAAUUGUUUGGCAGAUCUCACUUAGAGGACGAUGUUGAUAGUCGAUCACAACAGCUUCACACAGACCUGAUGUGGCUGGGUGAUCGGAUCCAAUGACUAGUGCUGCCAUCAGAAACUGUUGGCUCAGUCAGAGAAUUGCCCUCAUGUAUAAAUAUCAAUGUGAAAUGCUAUGUACGUGCUAGUGUAAUCCCUUGAGCACACUGUUUAUAAACAUAAUAUUUAUAAAGAGAACAAUGUUCAAUUUGAUGAAAGUGCUUUUCCACACAAAAAAACUACUGACAUUUCCUAGUGUAGUGGUAGUGCUAUGAUGACACAAAACAUUUUAAAUUAUUUGCGAAAAGAAAACCUUAAUUCAAAGAAAAUAUCUAAACUCAUUCAAUGCUCAGCCUUAAAUACUUCAUGUAAUACUGUGCACAUUAAGUAUUAUUAAUUACAUUUUAUUUUUUAUAAUCACAAUUUCUGCAAAUUAAAUAAACCAACUUAAUACCAGGAUCAAUAAAAUAGGAUGUGUAUAUGUGUAUGGUAGUGAAAAAAACCAUGUACUUUGUUUUUAGUAAUAUCCACAUAUUUAUGUAGUUCCUGAAAAUGUACAAAGUGAGACUUCAUAGCUUAGUAGCUAAUGGCCUAACGUUAGGAAUUUUUUAGAUAAACUCUUAAUAGAAGAAAGUGAUAUGUCUGAAGCAGAAAAAAUCGGUGAAUAGAAUUAUAUCAAUAAGAUGGUCAGUAAGUUAAAGACUUCCAUGAAUUUGCUAUGCUACAGUUACUUCUAACAGCAAUUAAGUGUAUCUGCAUGAGGGUUAGUUUAUCUCUGUAUAUAUACACAUAGUAUUGAAAUGGUCAUUUAGUUGUUAUGUAUUUUUUUAAAAAUUUUGUUACCUGCAUUUUGAAUUGUUAGUGUUGAAAAAUCUGGUAUUUUUGUAUUGUUACUUUAAGCUUUAUACAAUCGUGACCGCAAGUCUAUGAUUGAGUUCAAGUGACUAAACUCCUUAUUGAUUGUAACAGCAUGGUAAUUAAAAACCUCUAUUAACUACACUGAGGUUGAGGAGUUUGUAAGUAUGUAUGUUGUAAUACAUGAAUUUGAAGGAGUUCUUUGUGUUCAGUUGUCUUAAAACUUCGUUGUUUGACUUUAUGUUAAGAAUUGUCUUGCAGAAAGUUUAUUUUCAUUUGUCUUGAAAAUGUCUCUGUAUCACGCAAAAACAAAUAUACUUUAUUACAAAAAAAACCUUGAAUUUACACAUUAAAAUAAACUGUGAUAGGAUGAA
Magallana angulata is the source of this 2533-nucleotide messenger RNA. Its product is annotated as transcription factor E2F5-like. The transcript is spliced from 10 exons. Bases 10 to 1200 code for a protein of 396 amino acids. Gene Ontology annotation, molecular function: protein dimerization activity; DNA-binding transcription factor activity, RNA polymerase II-specific; RNA polymerase II cis-regulatory region sequence-specific DNA binding. The record is from RefSeq and is a predicted model, not a curated record. Gene Ontology annotation, cellular component: RNA polymerase II transcription regulator complex. Gene Ontology annotation, biological process: regulation of transcription by RNA polymerase II. NCBI's taxonomy places the organism in Eukaryota, Metazoa, Mollusca, Bivalvia, Ostreida, Ostreidae.